Molecule: messenger RNA, 3194 nt
Organism: Mauremys reevesii (Reeves's turtle)
Lineage: Eukaryota; Metazoa; Chordata; Testudines; Geoemydidae
Gene: MSR1
Product: macrophage scavenger receptor 1
Exons: 10
Coding region: 935-2047 (370 amino acids)
Biological process (GO): receptor-mediated endocytosis
Cellular component (GO): membrane
Molecular function (GO): scavenger receptor activity
Source: RefSeq, a predicted model, not a curated record
UGUGCUCUUGGCAAUUUGUGAUGCUAAACAAAAACUGCUGCAUUUUGUACAAGCUGGAGCUUUUUCAGGGCUUAAUUGUUAUAUGUGUUGCAAUAAUCAAGCCUGGAGUUCACGAAUGGGAUAGGAUAGUGCACAGUCUUUUGGUCAGUCACAGAUAGUUUGGGUUUUUUAAAUUUUGUGUUGUGUGUGUGUGUUUUUUUUUUUACUGCAGUGGCUAUUAGGCAUCCAAUAACUUUGAGAAGUCCAGUUGAUCCCAAAGUUGUAGACCAACUGAUCAGUUUGUGGGGAGAUGCUGUCAUUAGUGAUGGAUGGUAGAGGUGGUGCUGUUUCUUCAGUGGACUUCCUUCUUUCUUCUAGCUACACCUGUGUUCGGCUUUAGCCAGCCGCUCUUAGCCCACUGUAGAUUUUUGCCUAGGUGUUGAGAAAGCAAGGUGCUGUUUACAUUCAAUAUAAAGGAGAUUUAGAAUUGGGCAUCAUUUCUGCACUGCUGGCAUUUGGGCUGUCUUGCCAGAUCUCCCAGCAGCUUUAUAUUGACAUGUUAUAUUAUGAGGAGGAAAGGAUUCAGCCUUGUGGGACAUUGUAUGUGAGGACUUUGGAGGUCUAGGCACAGUUUCUGUAACAAGUCUCUGGUUUUGCUCUGAAAGGAGGCUCCUAAGGCAUUAUGGGGCAUUUCUACAACUUCUUGGAAGUGAGACAGGCGCACCUGAUGAUCCAUGGCCUCUAAUGGGAAAUCUCCAGCUGGAACCCCCACAGACUCUCUUUCCUCUUCUGCUGGACUGUGGAACCACUCAGCUAAUUAACCAACCAAUCAGUAUUAAUCACAACUCCUGGAGCCAAGUGACUGAGCUGGGAAUGUCUACCUUUUUUAAAAAAAGAAAAUUUCUACAUAUUAUGAUUGUGGAGACCAUCUUGAAAAUCCUUUGACAUUCAAAAUAUGGCAAGUUGUGAGGAAGAUCAUUCUGCUGGAAUUUUCUGCACAGACCAGCAUUUUGAUUGCGUCAAAUUUGAAACCCUGUCUGAGAAAGCAUUGCUUCCACUACGUCCAAAAAAGGUCCCAGAUAUUCAAGGAAAACAGAAAUGUUUUAUGUUUGCCCUCAGUGUUCUCUAUCUCCUUCUGUUUGCCAUUGUCUUCGUAAUCAUCAGACUAGCAGUUCACGUAUCCGAGAUGGAAAAGAACCUGAAGAAUGACACUAACCUAGUUAGUGAGAAUAACAUACAACGGUGCUUCAAUGGAGAUUCUCCUGGCAAAGCAAGAGAAGGAAGAGAAGAGCAGAGAAAAAUCAUCAUCGCUCACACUGAAGCUUUACAUCAAAUUGCCAAAGAGAUUUCAGAGCUGAAAACUAACCUUCACCAAAAGUCAGAGCAUUUCCGAAAUCUAAGCACAGCAACUGAACAAAAGCUCUGGGAGGCUGGCCUUCAGAUUAACACCUCAGCCUUAGCAAUGCAAGUUUUUCAGAGGCUGAUAGAAGAUAUUCAGAACUCAUUUAGGUUUCUGAAUUUGACAUUAGCUGAUGUUCAGUCUGCUGCAGAAGACAGGAACAAUAAAUACACAGGAGUGUUUCUUAAACAGCAAGAGGCUAUCACAAACCUGUGGGAUCAUUGGUACAACACAUCAGCAACCAUUGUUACCAUAAAACAACAACAAAGCAAUCUGGAGCAGGACAUUAAAGGGCCAAAAGGGGAGAAAGGAAAUAAAGGAGGAAGUAGCAGCACUAUUGCAAUAUCUCCAGCUUCCAGGAUUCAACUUGUAGGAGGACAGGUUCCUAAUGAGGGUAGAGUGGAGAUUUUUCAUGCUGGAGAAUGGGGUACUAUCUGUGAUGACCACUGGGAUAUUCAUGAUGGAGCAGUGGUCUGUAAGAGUCUGGGGUAUGCAGCAGCAUCUGGAAUUCACAGUGGUGCCUAUUUUGGACAAGGUACUGGUCGAAUAUGGAUGGAUGAGGUUCUUUGUUUUGGCUAUGAAACCUCUAUUGAAAAUUGUAUGUUUAAAGGCUGGGGUGUGACAGAUUGUAAACAUAAUGAAGAUGCUGGUGUCACUUGUAAAGUUUAAUUCGGUCUGGAUUUAAACUGAAAGUUAUUCAUAAACAGUUUCAUAAAUAGUUUUGAUUUUUUUAUUUGGCAAGAAAAUUUCAGAUAGAAAUAUAUUGAAUAUUAUCAGGAGAGCUGAGCAUUUUGGGGGAAAUAAUCAGCAUUCUAAUCACUUUAAUACACCAAGUUGGUACAAUGAAUGUAAACCAAUAUCAUAUAACAGCUGUUCAGUAUUGAGUAGUGGUCUCAGUGUAUUUCUGACUGUCCAGACAUGGAAGCAUCCAUAUUACAAAAAUCACCAUCAGAAUUGAUGUCCUUGUUGACAGUCUCGGCUUAAAAAUUCUAUAAUUCAGUUGAUUGAGGUGACUGACUAAAGUCAGAAAUGUGUCACUCAAAAACAGAUUGGGGUAAAUAUGCUCUCAAUGCAAUUCCAUUGACUUCUGGAGAUUUUCACCUGGGAUGAGUUUUGAUGAUAGAGUUCAAGUAUAUACAAAAAAUAUGACCCUUACACAAUUAAAUAAAAUGCCUUCUCUAUUGAAAAAAAGAGAAAAAAGCUGAUCCACCUGGCUCCAUAGUUUCAUUCCAAUCUGUAAAUAUCAAAUUUUACCUUCAGAGAUGCAAUACUCCCACUGAAGUUAAUGAGAGUAAUAUGCAUAUGUAACAGGUAUGUAAGGAUAAUAACAGAUCUUAAAUGUCGAUAGUCACCUACUGCAAGCUCUCAGAGUUAGAGAGGUAUGAAUCUAAAAGGAUUUUGAAGAAACUAAGGUUCUGAUUUUGUAGGCACAGAGGUUUAAUGUUAAGCUUGAAAGUAAUCCUGCUGAAGUAUUUAGGAUUCCUCACAUGCUUAAAGUUAGGCACAUAUAUGUGUGUUUGCAGGAUCAGGGCAUAAUUUACAGUAGUAUAGGCCCAAAGAAUACAUACUAGUGGAUCAGGACCAUGAUGAGAUGUUAAGCAGGCAUUUAAUAUUUAUAUAAAUAAAAGCAUAACUAAAUGACAAGGACACGUCAUUUAAGGCCUUGAUUCACGGAAGUACAGAUACUUAACUUUAAGCAUAUAAGUUCCAUUGUUUUAAUGAGAUAAGAACAUGCUUAUGUAAUGUCCUAAAUAGAGAUGCUUUCCUUAAUUGAAGCCUUACGUAUUAUUCUAUUUGUAUGUAUUUGACUAAUAAA